GACAGGUGAAUUGAAGCGCGUGCACUGAGUCUUUCAGGAUGAGGCACGCACGCCGACAGCUUCAUUUUCCGCUCACUGUUUGUAUUCUACUGUUGAGUUCAGCAGGAGCACAGCGUGUAAACAAAGUAACCCCAAAAUUAGGAAGCAUCAAUGGAGCAACGAGAUUGACCAUAGAAGGUCAAGGUUUUGCUCAAGCAAGUCAGUUCAAUCUCAAUAAUGACCCAAACUUUGGAAACAGUGUGACUCUGGUGUCCCAUGUCAGAUCCUUUCCCUGUGAUGUCGAGAGAGAUUCAAGUCACUCCACAAAGAUCAUGUGUUACACGAGAGCUAUGCCAGAAGAUGACUAUCAGGUUCAGGUCAGUGUGGAUGGUGUGCCAGUUUCUUCCAGUCAGACUUGUUAUGGAUACCCGUGGAGUUACUGGUGCAUGUUCUAUAUCCGAUCAUACCGUACACCCAGCAUUCAAAGCAUCCGUCCACUCUCUGGUCCCCCAGGCACUGUUGUGACACUGCGAGGAAGAAUUUAUACCGAUGUAUAUGGAAGCAACACAGACAAAAGUUCCAAUGGCCUGGAUGUGAGAUUUUUAAGAUCAUACAUGGGAGGCAUGCCUUGUGAACUUCUAAAACCCAAUUCAGAUGAAAAGUAUGGACUCUACUUGGAUUCAGACACCAGCCAAUGGGGAUAUAUGAGCUGUAAAAUUUCUGGAACAUAUAUCGGUCAUCACAAUCUUAGUUACAUUCUGGACAGUGAAUAUGGGAGGAGCUUGCCAGACUUUGGAGUUUUCAGCAUCUCAGCACUGAACAAGCUUGCCAUGUUCCAGACCUAUGCAGAGGUGGCAGGAGUUUUUCCAUCUGAGGGCAGCAUGUUGGGCGGCACAUUGCUGACCAUUCAGGGACAAAACUUUGAUGAGACUGACCAGCCAGCUAUGGUCUCAGUAGGAGGUAAUGAAUGUCAGAUUCAGAAAGUAUCAAAUAACCAGAUUGUCUGUAUGACUCCGGCUUAUGAAAGGACCAAUAUGACAGUGUUUCCUGGUGGCCGAGGCUUUAAAAUGGAGAUGUGGAACAACUCUAAUCCAAACCUUCUAGAAGAUGUCCUCAAGUAUAACUCUAGUAGGCCUGGAUAUUCUGUCCAGUGGGUGGAUUCGCUGUCCUAUUUGUGGCCUGAUGAAAUUGAUUACUUUGUGGCACGAUUCAGUGGUUUCUUUGUUCCAAUGGAGACCGACAACUACUAUUUCCGAAUCAAAGCAGACGACCGAGGCCAAUUAUAUUUCAGCAAAACCGGUCUUCCCCAGGACAAGGUCAAGAUUGCAUAUCAGCCUUAUUAUACAAAUAGCUUCUUCACCUACAGCACCCAGAGGUCCGCGGUCAUGCGCUUAGAGAAGGGAAAACCGUACUACAUUGAGGUUCUAAUGCAGGAAUAUGCAGUAGUAGCAUCAGUAGAUGUGGGCUUUUUCAAAGAGGUCAGCCCUUUCACGGCACAGCAGACAAUAGAAUCUGUUAAUGAGAAACAGCAGAUUAACGCAUACUACACAAUACUACCUGAAAAACAGGUGGUUCGUUUUGAUGGAUGGACACCAGUAACUGCUGUAAAGGAGGUUCAAACUCUGAAAAUCAGCAGUGACUGUUUUUCUCAGAGCACAUGUGAAAACACAUACUACUUACUAGGAUAUGGAAAUCUUAAAACAGGACCGAUCCCCGUUAGUGCUUCAGCAAUGGAUUUGCAGAACACUCUGAAUGACUUGUGGACGAUUAAACCAGACAAUGUUACCGUAACAAAGCAGGAACUGGACACUGAGUUGGUGUACAAUGUGACAUUCAACUCUAAAAGAGGUGACUUUGAGGAUCUUGACUACCUGAUCAUCGACUCAGAUAUGAACAUCACAGUAACUGAAGCUGUGAAAGGGAAGGCCAGCAUGGAGACUUUCACACUGCUGUGGGCAGGAGUUCCAUCCCUCCCUCUGCCUUUCAAUGCUUCUGAAGCUGAGGUGCGUUCAGCACUCGAUAUGAUGAUCACCGCUAAAUGUCCAGCAGAGAUUCCAACAGCUGAGAACAGCAAUGUAAAAUUUUUCAGAGAUUAUGAGACGACCACUACAGGGUUUUCAGGUGAUCUAACCCGUAGAGGGGUCCUUGUUAAUGAUUCAGAAGCUUUCUGUGGACGCUGGUGUCUGAAAAAUCCUGAGAUUUUCUUCAAUGCCAAUGACACUACAGUAUCCGGUGCCAUCUAUAACCCAAUACUGCUGCAGCCAUACAUGUAUAACUCUAUCUGCUUGGCCUACAAAGGGAGUUUAAAGAAUGAACUGGGAAUAUUGUUCAGUUACGUAACUGCAAACACUUACCGGGAGGAAAGCACAUUUAUUUCUGUGCAGUUUGACUCAACAGAUGAGUGGAACUACAAGUGUGUGGAUCUUCUAGCCUCCAUACAGACAACCUACAUAGGCUCCAACUUUAAACUUCUACAGCUGAGCGUGUAUGGGGUGGACAGCAACUCUGUUUUCUUCAUUGAUGCUGUUCAAAUUGGACGUGCAACAGCGUUAGACUCCAAUGUUAUUCUCCACAGAAGAAGACCACCUGCUCUUGCCAGUUCAGGGCUUUUCCUUUCAAACAUCACCAUCAGCAAACGAACAAAUUCUUCUCAAAUCAGCUACGAGAUCACAGCGACACCUUACAACUGUGGCUUUGGUGUCCCACUCUUUGAAAUAGGUUUUCUGGAGAAGAUGCCAAGCAGCACAGGUGACCUGUUGAUUCAACGCCAAGGGAAUGCAACUGUCACCAUUAUUCGCCCUCAGAAAGCCAGUCCACCUCUUACAGGAACCUUUGACGUGGAGUUCAGUGGUCGAAGUGUCGAAGGUCUGGCUGUAGAUAUCAGCGCUGCAGAUCUGCAGUACGCUCUACAGGGGAUCCCAGAGCUCGGCCAGCUGCAGGUGCAGAGAUCAGGAAACUGUAAAGGAUACACCUGGAACAUCCAGUGGCUCACAAUUCCUGGAAACCAGCCUCUGAUAAAGAUCAAUGCUUCCAAUGUGAUUGGUGUGAACCCAUCGGUGACAUCACGAGAGGUCGAGCAAGGAGGCCUCUUCAAACAGAAAAUUAUGGGAGACUUUUUGCGUGUGCCUACAAAUAAACCACAGGUGCAAGUUUUCAUCAACGGUAUCCCAUCAUGGUGUUCAGGGGACUGUGGUUUCACCUGGAGUGAGUCAAAGACUCCGACAGUGACUGGGAUUUCUCCCACAGAAGGAUCCAGCAGUCUGGGAACAGUACUUACAAUAACUGGAUCUGGUUUUAAAGGUGGAAACAUUACUAUAAAGACUGGAGAUGCGGAGUGCUCUAUUCUGCAGGUCACCAAUACAUCUAUAACUUGCCAGGUGGGUCCUGCUAGUGCAGGUGUACAGCCAGUCUCUCUGAGUUUCUCUGUGUUGGGAAAUGCAAGAUACCCAAAUAACAACAGCUUUAACUUCACACACCUGUUAGGGGUGACUUCUAUUAACCCCACAACAGGAAGUGUGGCAGGAGGGACAGUUCUGACAGUGUCAGGCUAUGGAUUCAGUAACGAUGCUGCAGUCACCAUUGGCACUCAACCAUGUAACAUUAUAGAAGUGGAACUUUUUCAGCUGAGAUGCAUAGUUCCUGCUGGGUCGGAAAGUGAUCAGACUGUAACACUGAUUGCCGCAGAGAUGACAGCAAUAUUCAAUGGCUCCUUCACCUACAGCAACACUAUGACAGCCUUAAUCACAUCUGUGAGCCCACAAACAACAACAGUAUUUGGGUACAGGAAUCUUACCAUCUUGGGGACACAUUUUGGUGCGGCACCUAAUGACAUCUCUGUUCUGAUUGGCGAUGCUGAGUGUGAAUUGCUACAGUGGACCAAUGAAAGCAUCAGCUGUAUGUUACCCAUACUUCCUCCAGCUGUGUACAGUGUCAACGUCAGAGUUGGAAACCAGGGUUACCCCUUAACCAGUCCUGGUGUUAAUACCACUAUAGAGUAUGUUCUAGAGGUGACGGGUUUCUCUCCAUCUGUGGGGUCGCUAUUUGGAGGAACCACCAUAACAAUCGUGGGCUCUGGGUUCAGUCCUGACGUACAGGAACACAAUGUCACUCUGGGUGACACACAAUGUACAGUGACAGUCGCUUCAGAUGAUCAACUGGAGUGUGUGACCCAGUCUAGAGAUAAAACAUACACUGUGACGAACCAAGGAGUCCACUCCGUGUACGGUCAGGGUUAUGCCUGGAGCCCCUCUGCAUUAAUAACCUCGGUAGGAGACACAGUGGUUUGGCGAUGGGACGCACCAGCUUUUGUGCCCGGUCUGGCCUACAGUGUCUUCAGUGUGUCCAGUCCCAGCAGCACAGACUAUGAUGGCAUUACUUUCAGCAGCGGAGACAUACGAACUACCAAUGGGUUUUUCGCCUACCGUUUCACAUCUCCUGGAGUUUAUUACUACAGCAGCGGUUACAUUGACUCGGCCAAUCAGAAGACACUGCAGGGCGUGGUGACUGUUAUGCCUCUGGAGGAAAGCACUGUUGAGCUUCAGGUGUUUGUCACAGGAAUACAGGCCUCAGUGAAUUUAGGACAAAUGGAUUCAUCUUAUCCUAACUGUGUAGCCACCUCAGACUGUUACCAAGAUCAUCUGAUAUUUAAUAACACUUCAGAUAGUCUCUACUUCAGCUUUACGUCCUGUGCAACUCCCACUGUGGAUGACAUUACACCUGAUCAUGGCACCACACAUGCCAUUAUCAACAUAAGAGGAUCUGGCUUUAGCAAUAUUACCUGUGCAAAUGAGGUCAAAGUUGGAGAUAUUCCCUGCAGCAUCAUCAACAGCAGCUCCACUGAGAUCAACUGCCAGCUCAGUCCUGACAGCGGAGCACCAGUAGGCGUCCCUUUACCCAUUACUGUGCAAGUCAAUAAUCUUGGCAAUGGCAUCUUGACCAUGCCAAAAGAGAUUGACCGCAGAUUUGUGGUUCUCCCAGUGGUCGAUUCUAUCUUUCCAGUAGUAGGCAGCACCACAGGCUCCACACGUCUGUUCAUUUCUGGUUCUGGCUUCUUCAGUGGCUCAGUUAUGGUAGCAAAUGUUCCAUGCAAUGUGGUUUCCUUUGACUAUUCUCAAAUGGUUUGCGAUACUUCUCCAUCUGUAGCUCGCAGUGGAGGUGUCACAGUUUCCAUCAACUCCAUAUCUUCUACAUGCAGCUCUGAUUGCACAUUUGAAUAUUCAGGCUCUGUCACACCGCAGGUCUCCACAGUGUCUCCUAACUCAGUUAGUGGAAACUCCACCAGUGUUACAGUCACUGGCAGUGGAUUUGGGAACAAUCCUGCUGAUCUAAUGAUUUCUGCAGACAACAUCCUGCUAAAAGUCACAGAAGUUAAUGACAGCAGAAUUGAGGUUUUAGUUGGUGCCCUUCCUGCUGGCACACACACUCUAAAGGUGGUGGUCAUGAGCAAAGGUCUCGCCUCUGGAAGUGCCACACUUACCAGCAUAGCACAAGCCAGCAUCAACCCAACAUCAGGCAGCGUUGCUGGAGGAACUCUGCUCUUGAUCACAGGAAAUGGAUUUGUGGUGGGAAACACAACUGUGAAGCUUGGUAACUCCCUCUGCAAGAUUCUAGAUGUGACUCCAGACACAGUCAGGUGUUUAACGCCUCCUCGUGCUGAAGGACAGGUGCAGGUCAACAUUAAGGUCUUUGAUGUUGUGUAUCCACCUCAAAAUUUCAACUACUCCAGACAACAAACUCCAAACAUCACAUCAGUUACUCCUAAAACAGGUCCUGUUGGAACACAGAUCACCAUCUCUGGUUUUGGCUUUGGCACAGAUUCAGCACUUGUCUCCUUGAAGAUCGACAGCGUGGCUUGUAACAUCUCAUCCAUCACAGAUACGCAGUUGCUGUGCACUGUUGGGGAACACGCAGGAGGAACCUUCCCUGUUUUGUUCAAUCACCAGGUCAAAGGCUAUGCCUUGACCCAGUCAGUCUUCAAGUAUGAGCUGCUGCUUACAGGGGUCACACCAAAUGAGGGGAGUUACGCCGGAGGUGCCGUUGUUGCCAUUCAAGGCUCUGGAUUCGAUCCAAACAUCACUAAAGUCCUGAUCUGCAACAGAGAGUGUACCGUGCACCUGCAGGACUCCACAUCUACUCAACUCAACUGUGAAGUCCCACCUAACAAUGGAAGUGAAGCAUUGCGGGCCUGUGCGGUCAUUGUGAUGAAUGGAGGGGAUUCUGUAAACCUCACAAGUGGAUAUACUUACAGAUCAUCCCUGACCCCUGUUAUUACCAAUGUUAGACCACGCAGAGGAGGCACUGCUGGAGGCACCACGCUCACCAUUACUGGCUCAGGUUUCAGCUCAAAUAUCAGUGAAAUCGCCAUCACAAUCGCAGGCUCUGUCUGUGAUAUCCAGUCCACCAAUGAGACUCAGAUCAUCUGUGUGACCAACGCUGGGCCCAAAUCUCAAGAAACUCAAGUGCGAGUCCAAUUGGGGAACAGAGGAAUUGCCAGAAUGGAUAAUGCUUCCUUCUUCUACAUUGACGUCUGGUCAUCUCCCUACACAUGGGGUGGUCUCUCUCCCCCUGAAGAGGGAUCAUUUGCUGUUAUCACUGCUGGCCAGACCAUUCUUCUGGACACAAGCACUCCAAUCCUUAAGAUGCUGCUUAUCCAGGGUGGGCGACUGAUAUUUGAUGAGGCAGACAUUGAGCUGCAGGCGGAGAAUAUUCUGAUCACAGAUGGCGGAGCACUGCAGAUCGGAACAGAGCAGACGCCCUUCCAGCACAAGGCCAUCAUCACCCUGCAUGGACACCUGCGUUCUCCAGAACUACCUGUAUAUGGCACCAAGACACUGGGAGUCCGACAGGGCGUGCUGGAUCUGCAUGGAAUCCCUGUUCCUAUGACGUGGACUCGCCUUUCCCAGACUGCACAAAGCGGCUCCAGCACACUGACACUGAUGGAUGCCGUCACUUGGAAGAUUGGGGAUGAAAUUGUUAUUGCUUCCACAGGGCACAGACACAGUCAGGCAGAGAAUGAGUUGAAGAGAAUUGCCUCAGUUUCAGCUGAUGGUCGGACCCUCACUCUGACUGAACCACUGACAAACACUCAUCUGGGUGUGUCUGUCACACUGCCUGAUGGGACGGUUUUUGAAGCGAGAGCAGAGGUGGGCCUUCUUACCCGAAACAUUGUUGUCCGUGGAUCCAACAAUGUGGAGUGGAAUGAUCAGAUUAAAGCUUGCCCUGAUGGAUUCAACACAGGUGAAUUUGCCACCCAGACUUGUUUCCAGGGUAGAUUUGGAGAAGAAGUAGGAAGUGACCAGUUUGGCGGCUGCAUCAUGUUUCAUGCACCACAACCAAACCAAAAUCUGGCAAUUGGCAGAAUUGAAUAUGUUGAGCUCUUCAACGUUGGGCAGGCAUUCCGUCUGGGACGCUACCCAAUCCACUGGCAUCUAAUGGGGGAUGUUCAAUUCAAGUCAUAUGUACGUGGGUGUGGAAUCCACCAGUCCUACAACCGUGCUGUCACCAUCCACAACACUCACAACCUGCUGGUGGAACGGAACGUUAUCUACAAUAUCAUGGGUGGAGCCUUCUUUAUUGAGGAUGGCAUUGAGACCGGAAACAUCCUACAGUACAACCUGGCUGUUUUUGUAAAACAGAGUACUAGUUUACUAAAUGAUGAUGUGACCCCAGCUGGAUUCUGGGUCACCAACCCUAAUAACACCAUUAGGCACAAUGCCGCAGCUGGAGGGACUCACUUUGGCUUCUGGUACCGUAUGCAUGAUAAUCCUGAUGGCCCAUCUUAUGACCCCAACAUCUGUCAGAAAAGAGUGCCACUGGGACAGUUCUUCAACAAUACAGUGCAUUCGCAGGGUUGGUUUGGCUUGUGGAUUUUCCAAGAGUUUUUCCCCAUGCGCACCGGCAGCUGCAGUGCCUCAACACCAGCACCAGCAAUCUUCCGCCGCUUCACUUCCUGGAACAAUGAGAAAGGUGCAGAGUGGGUGAAUGUAGGAUCGGUUCAGUUCAGCGAGUUCCUGAUGGUCAAUAAUGAGAAGGCAGGAGUGGAGACCAAGAGGAUCAUCCGACAGUACGUCAGUGGAUGGGGACUAGAUGGAGGAGCCGCUGUGGUCAAUAGCACAAUCGUGGGUCAUGUGGAUGAACUUGGACUGGGAAGUGACUACUGCACCUAUCGUGGUGUUGUCCUGCCCUUGGAUGAUGGUAUGAGCAUCAUCAACACAAAGUUUGUGAACUUCAACCGUCCAUCGUGCGCUGCAGUCGGGGUGGCAGAGAUUAUAGGAACCUGCAUGUUCCGCUGUGGAGGCUGGAGCGCGAGGUUCAGUGGGAUACAGUACUAUCAGUCACCAAACAAGGCCUGGUUCAGAUGGGAACAUGAGGUGGCCCUAGUAGAUGUUGAUGGAUCACUGACAGGCAAUGUCAGCUACAAGGUGGUACCAACAAAUAGUUUGCUCGACCCAAGACACUGCUCUCCAGGAACAGAGUGGAGCAUUGGUGUUCCUGGUUCAGUGUGUGACAACACCAUUAACUUCCACCGCUUGGUCAUCGUCAAUCCCUCACCACCUUCACUCUUGUCUAAAGAUGUUGUUCUUACCAACUCUUAUGGUACAUGCGUGCUUCCUUUUCUUAAAAAACUUGUGACUCACACAAUGGGCUGGAUGGUAAUGUUGCCCACUGGUGAAACAUACAACUGGUACUUUAAUGGUGCAUCCCAAAUCACCAACAUCUCAUACAAUGGAAUGGUCUACGGAUUCCGGCCAGAAAAUUAUGUAAUUUUGAACCACAACCUGACCCAGGCACCUGAUCGGUUCCGCGUUAUAGAUGACAGAAAUGGUUCUUCCCAGGCCCUGAACCCCACUGCCAAUGUAAAUGGGGACUGGUACUUCAACCAGACAUCCAGAAAUGUCUAUUACAUGGUGUCUGGAAGAGACCGUUUGUCUAGCCGGAGGAGGAGGAACAGUGUGGACCGCUCACUUGUAGAUAGAGCACUCGACUUCAGAGUAUAUCAGUGUUAUUAUCCCAACUGUAUCCAGCCAGCCCCUCCACCCGUAGCCACCUCAGCCCCCACAAAUGGCCGUAGACCUGCAAACUCCAUAUUCUGGUCAAAUACUUCAUUUUGGAGGUCAAGCAUAGAGAACAACUUCACUGUGCCACAAGUAGGCUCUGAUGUGGUCAUUCCAUCUGGCAUUUGGGUGGUUGUGGAUGUUGUAGUCCCCUCCCUGAAUAAGCUAAAGAUAGUUGGAGUUUUAGAGAUUCCAGACACAAACAAUGACACCUCCAUGCAAUAUAACAAUGUUGUUCUGAAUGCCACAUACAUCUCCAUUCAGGGUGGGCGUCUGAUUGCCGGCUGGCCUGAUGCACCCUUCAGAGGUCAACUACAGAUCGUACUGAGAGGAAGCCAUACCACACCAGACUGGCUGUUACCAUCUGGACCAAACCAAGGAUCCAAAGUGCUGGGUGUGUUUGGAUCUCUUGACCUGUAUGGCAUGCCACACAACAUCUAUCACACUAAGUUGGCAAGCACAUCCCAGGCAGGGAACAGCUCUCUCUCUCUACAGGAGUCUGUGGACUGGAAGGUUGGGGAUAAGAUCCUGCUGUCCACCACCAGCUAUGACCCUUGGCAGACAGAAAUCCGCACCAUCACUGCUGUUUCUGAUUAUGGCCGCACACUGACACUGGACCAGCCUUUAACAUAUACACACAUUGGGGAGAGCUACAGUGUUCCAGGUACUUCAAGAAGUUAUCAGCUUGCAGGAAAUGUGGCUUUACUGACCAGGAACAUCCAAAUCAUUGGUCAGGAGUAUCCAGAAAUGUUCACACAGUCUUACGGAGCCAGAGUGCUGGUGGGAACCUUCUUUGUUGAUGGAAUAACCUUCAGAGGAAAAGCUCAGAUCAGAAAUGUUCAGUUUUAUCACACUGGACAGGAGGGAUGGAACGACCUGUCAGACCCACGAUACUCUCUGGUGUUUUUCAACCUGGAAUCGGUGGCUGGGGAGUCAUACAUCAAGGGAUGUUCGUUUCAUGACGGCUUUGCUCCUGCUAUUGGCGUUUUCGGAACAGAUGGACUGAGCAUUGAUGACAAUGUGAUCCAUCACACCGUUGGAGAAGGAAUCAGAGUCUGGGGAGACAGUAAUGUGGUUCGGAGGAACUUGGUUACUUUGACACUGUGGCCUGGAUCUUACAAUGGCAGAGCAGAGGAUUUCAACUUUCAGUGGAAUGCAGGAAUUGAGGUGAGUGAGGCCACCAAUGUGAUUCUUCAAGGAAAUAUUGUUGCUGGGUAUGAACGAGUGGGAUUCAGAAUUGAUGGAGAACCCUGCCCAGGAGUUUCAAAUCCAGUGGCACAGUGGAGUCAGAAUGAGGCACAUGGUGGGCUUUUUGGACUCUACAUGAAUAAAGACGGUCUUCCUGGUUGCUCCCAGAUCCAGGGCUUCAAUGUCUGGAGGAGCUUUGAUUUUGGCAUUUAUAUUCAAGUAUCCAUGAGUGUGUUGAUUUCUAAUGUAAGCCUGAUUGAUAAUGGAAUGGGAAUCAUAUCUUUAAUUUAUGAACCUCCCGCGGUCAGCCACAUGUAUUCUGACAAAACCGUUCGUGUGCAGGGUGCCCUGAUUGUCGGCAGCAGCCCCAACUUUAACUGUUUAGACAGUCUGUCCACGACUAUGACCUAUGUUUCAAUGAGUAGAGGUCAUGGGGCUCCACGUCCCCCCAACGGUGGCAGGUCUGGAGUUUGUUGGCCAACAUUUGAAUCUGGCCAUAAUCAUGCACCACAAAAGCCUCACCCUGGAUUAAUGAGCUACAAUGCAAUAACUGGUCUGAUGACUGUCUCUGACACAACGUUUGUUGGGUUCAAGAGUGUGUGUUCAACAGAGACAAAUUACAUGUUCAUGACCAACCCAGGAAAUGAAGAUCUGCAACAUCCAAUCAGUGUUGAAAGGAUAACUAAGAUAAACAGCACAGUGGACUGUCUAGCAUUCAUUCAUCGGCCUGAUGUUAGCAAGGCGAACCCAUCGGACUGUGUGGACAUGGACUGUGAUGCAAAGAAGAAGUCUUUGUUGAAGGACUUGGAUGGCAGUUUCCUGGGAGCUGUGGGAGCAGUGGUGCCCGAUUCUGAGUAUGAGUGGGAUGGGAACCCUCAGCAUGGACUGGGCGAUUACCGAAUCCCUAAAGUCAUGCUCACUUAUCUCAAUGGCAGCCGCAUACCUGUCAAUCAGAUCUCCCCUUACAAAGGUGUGAUCAAAAAUAACUGUACCUACAUGAGCACCUGGCAGAGCUACAAGUGCUUUGGGCUGAACUACAAGAUGCUGGUGAUCGAGAGUCUGGACGCUGACACUGAAACCAGGCGUCUUUCACCUGUCGCCAUCCUGGGGGACAAAUAUGUGGAUUUGAUCAAUGGCCCACAAGAUCACGGCUGGUGUGCUGGCUACACAUGCCAGAAGCGAGUUUCUCUCUUCCACGCCAUUGUUGCCACCAGUAAAUCCUUUGACAUCUAUUUCACCAGCACAACACCACAGAACUUAAGACUUAUGUUACUGAAUGCUGCCCCUACAGAGUCUGUCAGAGUGGCUGUAUUUUACUCAAACCCUCAGCGGUUGGAUGUAUAUGUUAACAAUAGUUUGGUUGGUCCAACAAAUGCUCAGUGGAAUGCCGGCAAAACUGACUACACACUGCUCGGGCCAACUUAUACAGGCCAAUAUGUACCCAGUUUCAAUGCCAGUCAUGGCUCCAACUUCUUUGACCAAGACUACAAAAUGAUGAACUUACUUCUGCGUGGCUCGGAUCCUGUACAAAUCCGCACCUCCCCAGUUCUGUUUGUGGCCUUCAACCUUCCGGCCAUGACUGAGGCAGAGUUCUUUGGGGCAAAUUUGAUCAACAAUCUGGCUGCAUUCCUGAAAAUUCCACCCUACAAAAUCCGAAUCACCAACAUUAUCCGUGAGGGAACUAAUGCCAGACGACGGCGCUCGACAGGACUGACAGUGCAGGUGGAGAUCAGGGAGCCGCCAGUUCAGACGACCACCAACAGCACCACAGAAGACACCCAACAGUUUGAUGUCCUGAAGAACAUUGCUGAUGAUCUGGGUCGUGCUGCUGUAUCCGGAAAUCUGAGUCAGUCCAUCGGGUUCAAUGUGUCAUCCAUGGGUAUCAUUCCUCCUCCACCCUCAUCCAGUGACCCAGCCUGGAAUAAUGUGGCCACUCAGGAAGUUACCCGUGCUGAUCAGCAGGUGGAGACGGUCAAGACUGUAUCGUCAUUGUUGGUGGUGGUUCAGCCGGAGGCCGGAUCAUCCCUUGGACUGCUCAAUGUUCAGCCAAGCAUCAUGGCUCUAGAUGCAGCGGGUGACUGUGUGUCUGUGGGAGUGACGUCUCUGACCCUCUCAGCUGUGCUCAAUGAUGCUAAUGGCAAUCCAGUUGAGGGGCUUUAUGGAAACACAACCAUCCCGUUUAGUGGCUGCUGGGCAAAUUACACAGACUUAGCCAUCUAUACAAGCGGUGAGAAUUUGAAAUUGGCCUUUACUUUAACUGAAUGGAAGGCAGAGUCCAGAUCCUUUACUCUGAGUUCACCUACAACACCAUCUAGUGUUGACGUCACUACACGUGAUGAUUUUCCCAGCAUCUUUGACUCCAGUCCAGCCAUCUCAACACUGUCUGUGUAUCUGCUCAUGCUGCUCUGUGCACUACUCCUCCUGCUCCAACACUAUGAGUGAUUAGACCAGUAAAGAGAUUACACAUACAUUAUGCUCAUAAUACAUAUUACAUUGUCUUCUCAUUAUUUGACACUAUCUAUACUCUUCGGUUGUUUUUAUAUAUAAUCACCUUCUGUAGGGUAUCUAAUUUUGGGUUAACAUAACUAUUUACUGAUUUAACAAGCACAUUCAGAAUAAUAACAAUACAAAUAAAUCUAUUCCUAUUGUUUCACUUUGUAAUAUACAUAUUCAAAUGCUUUGU
Messenger RNA from Danio aesculapii, 12903 nucleotides. It is a transcript of the gene pkhd1l1.1, whose product is annotated as PKHD1 like 1, tandem duplicate 1. Bases 39 to 12662 code for a protein of 4207 amino acids. NCBI's taxonomy places the organism in Eukaryota, Metazoa, Chordata, Actinopteri, Cypriniformes, Danionidae. The record is from RefSeq and is a predicted model, not a curated record. The transcript is spliced from 76 exons.